This is a messenger RNA of Rattus norvegicus (Norway rat), 1720 nucleotides long. NCBI's taxonomy places the organism in Eukaryota, Metazoa, Chordata, Mammalia, Rodentia, Muridae. The record is from RefSeq and is a predicted model, not a curated record.
GUGGCCAAGGGUGCAAAGUGGGAAUUACGUAAUGAUGCAGAAGGCGGUCCCAGAGUCCCUAGUGGCUCCGCAAAGGUGUGGCCAAGGAGCCCACCUCCGGGUGCCUGACAGUGGCCACGGUGGUUAAGUGAUGGUGCGAAGAGCAUGCCCAGGACGUGGCAGGGGCUCACAGGUCUGAAGGGGAUUGUAUAUUGCCCAAGAGGAGGGACCAGUCCCAUAAUGCGCUUUCCUGGUCCUGGUCAGGAAAUGGUCUCUAAGCGGCUCGCAGUGUCCGCAGGAAUUGCGUAAUGGUGCAAGGGGGCAGGACUAGUGUUGUAUGGCUACGCCCAGCCUGUAACCAAGAAGCUAGUCCUACUGACCGGGCUCAAAGUGGCUGCAGGAAAUGCGUAAUGUGCAAAGGCUUAGACCAACACUUCUGAUGGCUCCGCCCCAGGAGCUCCUGCACUGGGAGCUCCCGGAGUACGCUAGGCCACGUGACCUAAAGUGGCUCUCCGACGGGGGGCGGGGCAUAGACAGAGCCCUUGUUGGAAUAGACAGGGCUCUGGGAGGCGGAGCGUGCGCAGGAAGCACGUUUUGAGAGCUGUGAGAAUGUUCUGCUGGGCGCGAGCUUGGAGGGUCCCCCGUGGGACAAUCGGUGCCUCCUCUCCCAGGAGUUCGGCGGUUCCUGUCACGUUCAGUAGCAGCCGCAGUAGUGGCCAAGGAAACGCUGAUCCGAGGCCGCUGCCGCUGUCCUAUAAUCUUCUAGAUGGAGACGCGACACUCCCAGCCAUCGUCCUUUUGCAUGGACUCUUCGGCAGCAAAAGCAACUUCAACUCCCUCGCCAAGGCGUUGGUUCAGAGGACCGGCAGGAGGGUGCUGACAGUGGAUGCUCGGAAUCAUGGUGACAGUCCCCACAGUCCAGAUGCAAGCUAUGAGGCCAUGAGUCAGGACCUCCAGGGCCUCCUCCCCCAGCUGGGCCUGGUGCCCAGUGUCCUCGUUGGCCACAGCAUGGGAGGAAAGACAGCCAUGCUACUGGCACUGCAGAGGCCAGAUGUUGUGGAACGACUGGUUGUCGUAGACAUAAGCCCAGCAGGAACCACACCGGGAUCAUACCUCGGAAACUUCAUAGCAGCCAUGAAGGCCGUUGAUAUCCCAGAGAACAUACCGCACUCCCGGGCCCGAAAACUGGCGGAUGAGCAGCUUAGCUCGGUUGUCAAGAUCUCCCCACAGGAAGCGAGCGUUCGGCAGUUCCUGCUCACUAACCUGGUGGAGGUGAAUGGGCGCUUCUCCUGGAGAGUGAACUUGGAUGCCUUAGCUCAGCAGUUGGACAAGAUUUUGACCUUCCCACAGCAACUUGAAUCCUACCCGGGGUCAACUCUCUUUCUGCUUGGUGGAAAUUCUCCCUACGUACCACCCAGCCACCACUCAGCGAUUAGGCGGCUCUUCCCUCAAACCCAGAUUCAGACUGUGCCUAAUGCUGGCCACUGGGUCCACAGCGACAAACCCCAAGACUUCAUGGAUGCUGUCAUCAGCUUCUUGGCUUAAGAAGUAGCUCUUUGGGGCUGGAGAGAUAGCUCAGGGGUUAAGAGCACUGACCGCUCUUCCAGAGGUCCUGAGUUCAAUUCCCAGCAACCACAUGGUGGCUCACAACCAUCUGUAGUGGGAUCUUGGCGCCCUCUUCUGGCGCCCAGGCACAUAUGCAGGCAGAACACUGUACAUAAUAAAUCUUUUAAAAAAGAAA